AUUAACUACAAUGACGUUUACUUUUGGUCCUUGAAAAAUUCAUAGUUAGAUUAACAAUAAAUGUGCAAUUAAUUCCCUCAUAUAUUCAUAUCAAAUCAAACAUGAACACCAUUGGUCAUCUUUUUGGCCUAACAAAAGCCACUGAAGUUCUGAUUGUAACUCUUGUUGGAAUCUGUUGUACUAUUUUCGAUGCUUCGAUUUUGGACUUGAAUACCAACUUAGGGAAAGUUUGGUCGGUAUCCCUCGACCCAGAUAAGUUCUCACAAAAUUCCCAAAUGUUUAUCAAGUACCUUUUGAGUGGAAUUGUUUUAGUUCGGACGUUUUCGGUUCAUCUCUAUUUAGCCUUUUACAUUGUCAUGUUAUGGCCUGCAGUUUUUGAAGAACGGCCAAAUCUUCUUCUACCCUGGUUGACUGUGGGUGCAGUAAAGUCUUUAGGGAUGGGCUUCUUUGCAUUUACGGCUGGCAUGUAUGCUUGCUUUGUAUACGGAGCAUGGAGACCUGCUUGCAUCGACUUCUUUUUUGCUCAGAUAAUAGAUAACGCUCCUUCUAUGUACGCCUGGAUAAUUGUCUUAAGUUACUAUCGAGACCUAAAAUCAUUGACCUUUGGAGGUUUGGAAAAAAAUUUGGACAAAACAAAUAACAUACCAGACGAACUGGUUAUUCGUAGAAGAAUGGCUCGUUCUAUCAAUGCGGAUCCUCUAAUUGAUAACAAGAAUGAAAAUUUUAAUAACCGUGUCAGAUCAGAGACGAGUACAAUAGAAUCAAGAUCUUUAGACUCACUUUUGGUAAGAAUUUCGAACGACGGCUAUGUAGAGGGCAACGUGAGCAGUGAGGUAUUUGCACCUUCAGAUGAAGACCCCAAAAUUGUAAAUUACGUGCAGAGAACGAUUAAGGUACUAGACAUUACCGACAGCGAUAUACAAAGAGCCAAAAUGCAGCAAAGGAAUAGAUGUCCAUUACCUUCUUCUGGACAUUUAUUACAACUACUAGACUCUAAUGUCCAAAAGACAGCGAAUGAAUCAAUAUGGAUGAGUCAAGAUGGGGCACUUCAAAGAAAUAGACUACAUGGAGCGGAAGUCUCAAACAAAACUGAUAAAGUCAAAGAAACAGUUGAAAGUUUUCCUCAAGAAUCAACAGAAAUAGAAGACAGUGAAAGCAAAAGUCCUAAAAUGGAAGAAAAGAAAGAAGUGAGGAAAAUAAACGGUAUUCUGGAACGUAGAAGACCCAUACAGAAACAAACGGAGCAACAAAUUUGUAACGAAGAAGUAACAACUGUUAAAAAGCCUUUAACAAAUCCAAAUGAGGACAAAAUUACAGCUAAAAGGGAAAAUUUAAUUCAAAAAGCCGGCACGAUGUUUAAAAUUUUACAUACGGAUGUAGAAGAAGAUAAAAGAUCGAGGUUAACCCCUUCAGCAACAUCUUCACACUAUUUUUCAGGAUCUUCGGUUUUUUCAUAUACGAUGUCCACUUUCGUUCAUCAGUUCGUUAGGGAUAUUGAAUGUGAAGUCGAAAAGAAAGGCAAUUCAGAUAAAGAAAUGCUUAUAGAUGAGUCAGAAAUUUAUACAACCAAUUACGAAAGGGAUGGCUCACAAUUGACAUCCGACAGUGAAAGCGCUGAACUUGAACUUUAUCAUUCAUCCGUCAUGCAUUCAGCAUGUUGUAGUAAAAUAAUUCAACCCGUUGACGGAAUAAUAUAUUUAGGAUUCGAGGGUAAAUGUUACACCACAUCAUCUGGUUAUCCAAAACCGGAAGAGACAAUAAGUAAGACAGAAACACUUACGCAUAAGCAACCAUUGUCAGUUGAAUUGAACAUGGCAUCCCCACAAGAUUUUCUUGAACACUUGAAUCAAGAUGAACCAAUAAAACUCAGAAAAAGAAAUAAAUUGCUUCCCAAAUAUGUCAACGAUGGGUACACACAAGAUUAUUUAAAGAAGCUUUGUAAAACUAAUAUUUUAAAUGAAAAAUCAGUUAAUGAUCAAUGUUGA
Agrilus planipennis (emerald ash borer) is the source of this 1985-nucleotide messenger RNA. RefSeq lists its product as uncharacterized. The record is from RefSeq and is a predicted model, not a curated record. The transcript has 4 exons. The coding region runs from base 102 to 1985 and encodes 627 amino acids. NCBI's taxonomy places the organism in Eukaryota, Metazoa, Arthropoda, Insecta, Coleoptera, Buprestidae.